Synchiropus splendidus (mandarinfish) is the source of this 2801-nucleotide messenger RNA. RefSeq names its product ring finger protein 207a (gene rnf207a). Gene Ontology annotation, biological process: regulation of cardiac muscle contraction; regulation of heart looping. Gene Ontology annotation, molecular function: transmembrane transporter binding; zinc ion binding; Hsp70 protein binding. The transcript has 18 exons. Lineage: Eukaryota; Metazoa; Chordata; Actinopteri; Syngnathiformes; Callionymidae. The record is from RefSeq and is a predicted model, not a curated record. Bases 125 to 2005 code for a protein of 626 amino acids. Gene Ontology annotation, cellular component: perinuclear region of cytoplasm.
CACCACUGUAAGGUAAGACAGUCGCUCUGUGUGUGUCGCUCUCUGGCUCUCGGCUGCAUUCACACCAGCAAACUCCAUGGUGGUUUGGUUGCCUCCACAAACUGCUGCUGCGUUUUAAGUAGUCAUGGCGGGAGGGAUCUUCACCAACCUGGACAAUCUGUGUACUGUGGACUGUACCAACGUGCACCCGCUGGUGUGCCCCUUGUGUCGGGAGCAGUACCAGAGUCCUUGCUUGCUGGACUGCUACCACAUCUUCUGUGCUCGGUGUUUGCGUGGUCGGACCAAUGGGUGUCACCUCAGCUGCCCCCUCUGUGGAUACUUGUCCAUCGUCAAAGGCAACACUUCUCUGCCACCAGAGGAUCGACUGCUCAAGUUUCUGGUCGACAACAAUGCGGAUGUUGAAGAGAAAGUGCAAUGUGCCAACUGUGAUGAAGAGAACGAUAAAAAGGACUCGGCGGUGAUGUUCUACUGCAACACCUGCUGUCAGCCGCUGUGUAGCGCCUGCAGGGAGCUGACACAUAAGGCCAGAAUGUUUGCCCAUCAUGAGAUUGUGUCCUUGGCCAAGCGCAACAAGGCAAAACACAGGAAGUGCACUCUCCAUCAGGAGCCCUACAUCCUCUUCUCCACUGAGAACAAGUCCAUGUUGUGUAUCAAGUGUUUCAGAGACAUGCAAGUGGAGAGUCGGACGCACUGCAUUGAUAUAGAAACGGCAUACAUGCAGGGAUGUGAGAGACUGGACCAGGCGGUUCUGGUGGUGAAAGAUCUUCAAACGUCCACUCAAGAAGCCAUUUAUCUCCUGAGAGCCAUGAUUGGAGAGGUGUGUCUGAACGUGGAGGAGGAGGAGAGCGCCAUCUGUGCUCUCUUCAACAGCUUGCAGGAGAAACUUGCAGAGAGGAAGAAGAUCCUACUGAGAGCAGCUCAGAGUCAACAUGAGGAGAAGGAGCGAGCGCUGAAGGACCAGCUGACUCACCUCAGCGUCCUCCUGCCCACCCUGCAGGUUCAUCUGGUGACGUGCUCUGCCUUCCUUAGUUCUGCAAACAUGUUUGAGUUUUUGGACAUGGGUUAUCAACUGAUGGAGAGGCUGAAGAAGAUCGUGAAGUUGCCACACAGACUCAGACCAGUGCAGAGCAGCAAAAUCAAUACGGAUUACAGGACAGAGUUUGCCCGUUGUCUGGAGCCGUUGCUGCAGAUCGGCCAGCGCUGCCCACUCUCAAUUACCGGCUCAAGCGUGGCGACACGGCUCCAGUCUCCUCUCUCCAUGUCUUGCCGCUCGCCGUCUCUGAGUGACAUGCCGUCUAGCUCUGUGUUCGGGCGACGACCCACGUCUCAUCGCAACAUCUGCACCAAAGUUCUGCUGGCCGAAGGGAAGGAGACACCGUUCACAGAGCACUGCCACAACUACGAGAACACUUACCGGACACUUCAGACCGAAAUUCAGAGUCUGAAGGACCAGGUUCAGGAGCUGCACCGUGACCUGACCAAGCACCACUCCAUCAUCAACACGGAUAAGAUGGGCGAGAUCCUGGACAGAUCACUGCACAUCGACAGCCAGAUAACAGCCCACUACUCCACCGUGGAAACUAUGAGAGUCAUGUUUGAAGAGAUAUGGGACGACACGUUUCAAAGAGUCACGAACGAGCAGGAGAUUUAUGAAGCUCAGCUGCAGGAUCUGAUGCAGCUGAAGCAGGAGAACUCAUAUUUGACCACCAUCGCACGGCAGAUCAGCCCAUAUAUCCUGUCCAUAGCUAAGGUCAAAGAGCGGCUGGAGCCCAGGUUCCAGGAACCUAAAGAGCUUCAUGAUGACCGCACAGAAACAAUGCUGAAAAUAUAUGAAGACAGCAGCAUCACUACAGACAGCCAUGACAGCGGGGCCACCGACCACAACGGGGACCAGAAGAGCCAUGCGCUGAUUCUGGAGUCCUCGGAGACGCCUGUCAAAACCAAUCGACCCAGCAGGCACCGCAGCCCCACGGAGACGUCCAGCCUCAUUGUGACACCUUCAUAAAAACCUGUCACCACGCCUGCGUCUUGGAGCAGCAGAGCUGGUUAAUUCGAUGGCAACAGGCUGGCAAUGGCAUGCAGCUCACUCUCCAGUCCUCACACUGAACAUGCCAAACGUUUUUUCAGCAGCCAGAGAUGGGAGCCUUUAACAGCGGGGACUAAGUGGAAGAGCACUUGCCUAUGUUGAAGCAAGCCCUGCGAGAAGAGAAGCAUUCUUCUGAAAUGACUGUGUCCUUCUGUUUUUCAUGAAAAUGAUGUUCAUUCGUGAAGUACAAGAGCACAAGACGUUUCAAGACGACAUUCAAAUGUUUGUGGCUUGAUGGUCAAGUGAUCUUACCAGUAGGCUACAUGCUAUGCUGUGGAAAAAAAAUAUUUUGUGUGUUUCCUGCAGUAAUUUUUAUGUAAGUACUGAAGAAGAUUUUCUCGUUUUAGUGUCUUUUGUUUAAUUGUCAUCUGUUUCCUUCCUGUCAGGAUAAGCUUCCGGCAUUAGCAGGUGUCAGUGACAAAAAAAAGUGUAGCUGAUGAAUGCUUGGUAAUGAUAAAAGUAUUCUAUUCCAAAAGUUAAAUAGCAAUUCAACAAUGUUUAUAGUGGUCAUAGAAUCUUGUUGUACUGUUUUAGAAUUUAGCAAACGGUUGCCAACAUGGGUGUUUGGCUGCUGUUUACUGGACGUAUCAUUUCAAGCUAAUAGGUGAAUUGGUGGGAUAAAAGUCUAUUGUUUCCCAUUUUAAAUGAGUUGCACAGUCUGAUGUCACUAUUGUGUUGUCACUUUGGAGUGUGAAGCUGAAAGACAACUACGUCU